AUGUGGAGCUCAAAGCGUCUCGCACUUGUCGCACUCGUCGCGCUGGCGUUUCGCUCGACUUCAGCGGUGCAAAGCACGGACGAAAAAGAAUGUGAAGUGUGCGUCAAGGUGAUCAACGACCUAAAGAGCACGUACAAGCAGCUCAAGUCGGAGAGUCCAGGGAAGAAAGAGCAGGAGGUGGCUGAACUGGCCGUCACGAAGCAGUGCGGCAAGAAGCUCAACAGGAAAGACAACAAACUGUGCUACAAUCUAGAGCCGAUGAAGUCGGACGUGGCUCGUCAAGUCGUGAUGAACAAGGAGUCGCUCAAGGUCUGCAAGUAUCUCGAACACAAGAACCCGGACUUUUGCUCCAUGCGAUACCCGGUCAAGACGGACGCCAACACCGACUACUCGAAGAUGCGCGUGAAGCAGCUGCGGAAGAUCCUGGGCGACCGUGGCGUCGAGUGCGUUGGAUGUGUGGAGAAGGCCGACUUUAUCGCCAAGAUCAAAGAGACCGAGUCGACGCACUCGGAAUUGUAG
Molecule: messenger RNA, 519 nt
Organism: Hyaloperonospora brassicae
Lineage: Eukaryota; Oomycota; Peronosporomycetes; Peronosporales; Peronosporaceae
Source: the annotation of a GenBank genome assembly